Molecule: messenger RNA, 483 nt
Organism: Ipomoea nil (Japanese morning glory)
Lineage: Eukaryota; Viridiplantae; Streptophyta; Magnoliopsida; Solanales; Convolvulaceae
Exons: 1
Coding region: 1-483 (160 amino acids)
Source: RefSeq, a predicted model, not a curated record
AUGACGUUCAAGAUUAGAGACCUUGGUCAACCGCGUUUCUUUUUGGGCAUUGAGACACUACCAGUCGGGGACACCCUGGUUCUUUCUCAGCGGCGGUAUAUGAAGAACAUUUUAACACGCUCGGGGAUGACUGAUUGCAAAGCUUUGGCCACUCUAGCAGCCGUCACGAAGCCGGCUAGUCCGUCCUCUGACCUGUUCAAAAACCCUACUCAGUAUCGCCGUAUUGUUGGGGCUCUGCAGUACUUAACUAUCACCCGUCUGGAUCUUGUCUAUUCCGUCAACAGGUUAUGCCAGUUCAUGCACUCACCUACUACCGAACACUGGGUCUUACUCAAGCGUGUCCUACGGUAUGUUAAAGGUACACAGGAUCUAGGAUUGCGGCUCACGCCCUCAGCCUCCUCCGAUCUGCAUGCCUACUCCGAUUCUGAUUGUGCCGGGUGUCCGAUAGACCGCAAGUCUACCAGUGGAUAUGCAGUGUUUUAA